This is a messenger RNA of Sclerotinia trifoliorum, 6474 nucleotides long. NCBI's taxonomy places the organism in Eukaryota, Fungi, Ascomycota, Leotiomycetes, Helotiales, Sclerotiniaceae. The record is from the annotation of a GenBank genome assembly.
CUUGAUCCUUGACUCUCGUGAGUUUUGACUCUUGAAUAGAGUGAAGCGAGAACUUGAACUUGCGAACUACGAAUUGAGAACUGCGAUCCCUCCUCUUCCUCACCCUCACCCUCACCCUCAACUCUCACCCUCACCCUCACCCUCACUCUCCCGCCCUCUCCCUCUCCCUCCUCUUGUACCACCACAUUCGAGCGAGCUUAUUAUCUCAUCCCUCUCUCUCUGUUGUGAUCUUUCGUGUUCAUCAACACAGUCCACUCAUUUUUCUCCUUAUCUCGUCUUCCCCUUCUUUUCGUUUCUUUUCCACCCAGGAUACUUUUAAACCGCUUUCACUGAUCCUUUUAGCUAUCUAUUUCCUUGGAACCGUUACUGUUACAGUACCAUUAAUUCAAAGGCACCAGUAAAAGAUCGAAAAUUAUUGCAUAUUUACUAUUUGGGUCGCGUCCAAGAUAAACAAAAUAAAACCCCGACAUCCUGUACCCAGGCGGUUCAAAUCCGUACGGCACCGAUAGAUCAACACGCGAACCUCUUCUUCCCCCUGGCUACCCCAAGAUCUGCUUGAAGUUCCCCGAUCAUCUAAGAUCAGACUAAACUUGGUUCAACAUACAACAUACAACAUACAACAUACACCUUAUACAACUACAACUACAACUACAACUCUCCUACCUGUAGUAACACCUCAUUUUAUUCUCGUCGGACACAUUAAUCUGGACACCGCAUUUGUUUACUCCGAUCUACGAAUACGAAUUAGUUCGGUACUUUUCGAGGAGCCCCAAGUCCUACCGGGGCGCAGAGGGUUUCUCAAUCUACAAGAGUUGUCUUUAAUUCAAAAUUAUCCUAUCCUUUCUUACACAUUAAAUUGCGGUCACCACAAUGUCAACAUCUUUGGCCAUGGAUCACCCGUCAAUCUUGUCCGACAAUGGAGACAGUAGCAGCAGCAAUGACCCAUUCUUGUCCCCUCCAUCUGUUUUGAGCGGCCACCGAUUCUCUCAUUUCGAUAAACAGCUGUUUGCGCUCGGCCCCUCAACAUCCCCAGAACAAGCCAAACGGGCACUAGAAGCACAUCUGGCGGAGACGGAACGAAGAAUUCAGGAGGCUUCAAACCUCGGUACAACCCUUCUACAACAGAGGAAGGAUUUAGGCGAGCGACUGAAGGAAGUUGAGAAACAACAGAGUGAAGGAGAUAUAACGCCAGAAUUGCGACAGAAAUUGGUUGAUAUUGAGAAGGAAUACAAUGAAGUUGGGAGGGAGACAGCGAGAGCUUUCCUGCCAAAGUCGAGAGUGCCUAGCAGCGAGAUGGGGGCGUCACCUUUUACUGAUAAGGUACAGAUUGAUAGUUACAUCAAAUUUACCAUCACUAACACAGUGUAGCGUUCCGCAAGCCCAUCCAAAUUCGAAAGUCAAACUACCGCUAUCGCUUCCCCAUCCAAAUUUAACGUCCCCAACAGAAAGCAGCGAAAUCAACCUGCAAAUAGGGUACAUGAUAUCGAAUUUGCGACGGAAAUUAGUACUUCAUUGUUAGCACAAGUACGGCAUCUACAAGCACUCUUGGCGGAGAAGGAGGAAACACUCAAGACUGUUGCGCUCGAAAAAUCGAGGUUGGAAAUAGAGGCUGAAGGUUUUACUCAGCGAUUGAGGAGUCUUGAUGAAAGCGAAAAUAGGUAUAAGGACGAGAAUUGGAACCUAGAAACUCAAAUCCAUGAACAUUUGGCCGCGCAAAAAGAGGCGUCGGAACGUGAAAAGAGGUUGAUGCAGAAUCUAAGUCUUUUACAAGCCGAAAAAGGUGCUACGCAAAAGGAAUUGGAUGAGAUUAAGUUGAACCAUGCCAAGCUCCAAGAUCAACACACAUCCGAAGUAAAGCAUCUCGAUGUGGACUUAGGAACGGCUAAGCGAAGCAUGACGAUCUUGGAAACCGAAAAGAUGGCGCUUCAGAAGAAGGUUGAAGAGUUGAUGGGCCAAAAUCAAGAGCUUGCGCAAGCAGUUGCCCACCACCGAGCACGAAUCGAAGAGCGUGAAGCAUCCCAGGGUAGUGGCGAGGAAGAGCCUCAGUCAACAACUGACAACAACACCCCUGAACACUCUCCACCUCCAUCACCAGUUAAAAUGACCCCUAGACAUAGCAUGCUAGAAUCGGAAACUUUGAAGAGCUCCCUUCAUCACGCCCACAGAAUGAUCCAAAACCUGAAGGGCAAUAUUCACCGCGAGAAGACCGAAAAGUUGGAGCUAAAGCGCAUGCUGCAGGAGGCUAGAGAUGAGAUUGAGGUUGCACGCCGUGGUGAACCACAAGUAGACUCACCUGGACCGAGGAGAGCCCGAAAGACCGCUCCUAUUCAGGCCAAAAAACCUUUCAAGGUGGGUCAACUUGGUGGUAUUAGGAACAGCAGGAGUGAAGUCUUGAUUGAGGAGGAUCAAGAAGAUCACUUUGAGGACAUUAACUGGGAGGAUGAUCAUGAACAACCGAGCCCCAGUCGUGGUUCCCGUUCUAUAGGCGUCGCUUCUGGUGCUGCUCUCGCAGCUUCGAUAGCAGCUGGCGUUGCUCAGUCUCCGCAUAGCGUUUUCGGCAGUUCCACUGAACAAAGUGAUGCAUUCGAGACGGCAAAUGAGCGUUCUACGGAGACGGAAGAUUUCCAGACUGGUGUGGAAGAUAUGGCUGGCUCGGAUGAUACGGACACGGAAACAGAGAAAGCCGGUACUAUUCGCGCAAAGGCUUCCCGGCAAUCCAUGGCUUUGUCGAAGGCUGGCAAUCGUGAUUCUUUCCUGAGCACUGCUUCAACAUCCGAUGAUGAGUAUACGUAUGAAGAUGCGAAAACAGCCGGUAUUCAUCCACAACGACUACGACUCAAAGUCAGUCGUAAUGGCAACCGACGUCCACGUGUUGCUAAUGAGGAUGCUGAAGCAGACAGUCCAAUUGAACUUGCCGAUGGUAGCAAGCAUACUCCUCAACCAGCCAGACAAAGCUUGUUUGCAGAAUUGGGCGAAUUGGGGAGUGAUGAUGAAUCGGUCGCUUCGGGUCCUCCUAGUCGCUAUGCAUCAAGAGGCAAUACUCCACAGUCAUCAAGACCAAGUACCGCCAGGAAUGUUCCUGCUUCAGUCAUGCCAUCGUUGCCAAGAAUACCAAUGAUUGAUUCUGCUAUGAUGACCGACCCUUGGGAGCCGGAGCCUCCUGCACAAACGACAACUGUGCCAUUAUUAUCAGGCCUGGCUGGUGCUACACUUGGUGCUGCUAGUGGUGUUGCCGCUGCCUUAGGCUUCAAAGCAGAACAUGAUCGAGCUGUGUCACCAGUGCCUGAACCUGAAGCCCAACCACAAGCUCCUCAAUCCGCAGUCAAUGCUACAAACAGUGGGUCUCUCAUGGAAGAAAGACAACCAAUUGUUUCACUUUCACAUAGCGAGCCCCAGGCAUUUGACAUUGCACCGGAAGCUGAGGCAACUAGGUCUGUUUCAACACAAGAAGCUGGCUCCGUUUCCUCACAAUAUUCAGGUAGACCUCCGAUGUCUGAAGCUGCUAGUCAAUGGCACGAAGAGCAAAUGAAGCAGCAAAUGGAGGGUUUAUUAAAGGUUCAACCGCAGCAUGAUUUGACGCGACCAGUAUCUACAACAUACAGUGACAUGAGUUCACAAUAUGACAGUGAACUCAUUGAUGAGAAAUUAGACAAAUUUCCAUCGCCUCCGGUCUCUCAGACUGAUACACCGAUGACAAGACUGGCGGUGGUGGAAGGAGCAGCUCCAGAUGUUCCAUUGACAAUGUCCACAAUUCGAUCUGAACACAUCGAGGCCGAACCAGUCUCAGAGGUUGAGCCAACACCAGCUGCUCCACUGACAUUAUCUUCUAUUAAUUCAGAGCAAAUCGAGCAAGUUGAUGCCGAUCCAGCCCCAAUUGAACCAUUAACGAUGUCUACCAUUCGUUCUGAACACGUUGAGCCAAUUGUUGAGGAAGUCCGCCCAGAACCAUCUGUUUUACCAGCUAUCCUACCGUCCACUCCACAGCACUCAUCAAGACCUGAUUACUUUUCUGUGUCUCCAGGUUUAGGCUUCUCUGCCAUCAAAUCGGUGGAUACAGAACCUAUUGCGCCUUCUACCCCGAGAAGUCCAAAACGAGAUGGUGUUUUGCUCUCUAGGUUCCCAGCUCCGGCAAAUAAAUCUGUGAACGAGGAUGAAUUAGAGGCCAAAUCCCCAGUUGCGGAGAGUAUAUCCCAGGACGAAGUGAAACCAGAGGUGCCUAAGUCAAAAGAAGAGCCUCAUACACCAAAGGCUGGCUUUAUUAGCUCCGUCUUUGGUGGCUGGAAUAGAAAGCAGACAAAUACGCCAAUUAUUGCUGAAGAUGAAACGAGUCAAUCACAAAGUCGAUCACCAGUGGUAGAGACACCAGAGUCUCAACGACCAUUUAAGGUAAUAUCAGGUAACACUACUGAACGAUCUCCUAAGAAGCCGCGUGUCGAGAUGGCAGACGAAAGUUCCCAAACCGCUUUGACUGCAGAACAAAUUGAUGAUAUGCUCAACAAAAGCAAGAGACAAGAAGCCAUCACCACUCAGGACGGACCUAAAUCUGUUCUUCCUUCCUCACCAUAUUCGACCAAUAUCACCCCGGCUCUUAAGACCCGAAGGUCACAAGAAAGUAUCGGUAGUAUUGGUCGUCCAAAGUCAAAGGGUCUUGACAUUGAAUCUCCCGUGGAUGUUGUGACUGGGAGGAGACCCACAAGUUCUGGGAGUGGUAGGAAUGCAUCCAUCUCAAGCAUUCAUCCACCUCUACCAUCAGAUCAUAAGCAAGUCAUUGCUGCUGCAGCUCAGCGCACAGGUUCUGCAAGUGGAUCCGGAGAUCACAGACAUCUUACUACCCUCGCCGAGGACCAACAGCAGCCACUGCCACAGCCACAACGUACGGGUUCAUCUACUAGCGCUGGUACAGGCACUAUGGGUCCUCCACCAAUACCAUCUACCAACAAAAAUCGACCUAAAACCCCAAGUUCUCAGACUCAUGGGUCUUCGAAGGUAAUCUCAACUUCAAAAUACAGAAAUCCUUCUACUGAGCGUGACGUAAACUCCCCGAGUGGCACUGGACGGUCAAGACACUCAUCAGUAUCUUCAUUCGCAUCUGAGGUUGAUACUCGCUUCAAUCUGCGCGCUGGAGUUCCAAUGCCAGAAGGUGUAGAGCCAAACACUGAUCCAAGGAUGAUUAAUGCUAUCACUCAAACUAUGAUUGGUGAAUAUCUCUGGAAAUACACUCGCAAAGCCGGCCGUGGUGGAAUGUCAGAAAAUCGUCAUCGACGUUAUUUUUGGGUUCACCCGUAUACGAGAACAUUGUAUUGGAGUGACAGAGAUCCUUCAACUGCAGGCCGUUCGGAGCUAAAGGCAAAGAGUGUCGCUAUCGAGGCUGUUCGAGUUGUAACUGAUGAUAAUCCCAUGCCACCUGGAUUACAUCGCAAGAGCUUGGUUAUCUUGACACCUGGUCGAACUGUUCAAUUUACUGCUAGCACAGGACAACGUCAUGAAACUUGGUUCAAUGCUUUGUCAUACUUACUUCUGCGUACAGGAGAAGAUGCUGUUACCGAUACAGUUGAAGUUUCGGGUGCGUUAACAAGCGAGGAUGUUAAUGAGUUCAAUCCAGGAUAUGGUCACGCACAUCUUGGUAGCAGACGAGCGCCGCCAUCUCUUUCAUCAUACAAUAGCCGAACCACUCGUAACGACUCACCGAUAAGCAAGGAUAGAAGAUACUCUACAAUGCAUCCCCGUUUAAGUUCAAGGCCGUCAAGGCCAUCGUUAGGUUCGGCCACUUUCUCUCGACUUAGCAGUUACCUGUUGCCUGGCGACGGAAAUAGAUCUUUCUCUGUUCGACGAAGCCGAAGUGUCAAUGGCGCUAAAAGCAUUUAUGAAGCAAGUGAGGUUCAAGAUAGUGCUGAGGAUUUGAGAGAGCAAAUCGAAAGACAAGACCGAGAAUCCGAUAGACUAGAGAAUGUGCGAGCAUGCUGCGAUGGUUAGUCUCAGGUGUAGUUCUAGUUCUAAAAUUUUAUCUAACUUGUGUAAUAGGAAAACAUGAUGUCGGUCAUCUCCAUCAUGAAAUUCCAAAGGGCCGCCAAACCAUGAGUGUAGCAUCAGGAUCUUAUCGACAGACACAUCGUGCUUCAAGUCGAACGAGUCAGAGACCAAGCGAACCAAGUCAACAGACAUAAUUCCUCAAUCACAAUCAAUUCAAUGAAUCCAGUUACAAUCUUAAAUAAUCUUUACGAAUUCAUGCCUCUCCCUGAAUUUUACUUUCGCCCAACUCGACCAAAAAAAUCACAUUUGGUUUUCCCUCAUUUACGGCAAAGAAUGUUUAACGGCUGCCAGGACAACUAUUAAAUCUAUCUCAUUUGUUCAUGCCUUCCUUCAUCCGUUCAUCCAUCCAGUCAUUCAUAAAUUUUCUUAAUUCCUUCCUUUUUUUUUGCGUCGUCAUCGUUCAUCGUCCGUUUUGGGUUUUAAAUCAAUGAUACCUUUUCAGGC